Molecule: messenger RNA, 1200 nt
Organism: Aureobasidium vineae
Lineage: Eukaryota; Fungi; Ascomycota; Dothideomycetes; Dothideales; Saccotheciaceae
Source: the annotation of a GenBank genome assembly
AUGAAGUUCGCUGUACGGUCGGACGAUAAUGUCUCAACCAGGCCUGAAAACGCCUUCGACAGGCCAUAUGAUCCGAGAUAUGGUGUGGAAGUUUCGAUAACAGCGGGCAAGCCGAAGAAGUCAACACUGGUCGAAAUGGCAGCGAAAUUCGGACGACAAGCACUCGGAAGUCGUUCUGCGUCUGCUGGCACUCAAGACAAUUCGAGACGACCAUCCCUACCAAGCCAUUAUACCGCAGUGAAGAAUACUUCGGGCCUAUAUCGCGAUGAUUCGAGGCUCAGUGCCAGUAUCAGCAUGAGUUCACUAGUCUCAGCUCGUAUCAAGACACGGAGCGUGCGUGAUUCAGUCGGAUCAAGCAUCUACGAUGAUUCUGAAACGACAAAUCCAACACCGCCUCUAAACAUCAUCAAAAAGGUCCCUGUGCCGCAGCUGCCACCUUUCUACCCGACGACCGACACCUCAUCCCUGGGCCUUACACCAAGCACAUAUCAUCAACAUAAUCUGGAAGAACAAGACGAAUCAGCAAGGAACUCGACUGACAGCGACGACUCUACGAGAACCGUCAAGCAGUCGAAAAUUGAUCCUUCUAGGAGUCAUCUCAGUUGGACGACUUAUGCGGAGACAGAGCGCAGUGUUUCGCCGAGCACAUCAUACUUGGAAAGUAGAAGCAUCGUGAGGGAACCAGACAGCCGCUUUAGUUGGACGACAACAAACACAGACGCGACAUAUCAGCAGGACACACCAUACAGUCCAGCACCCACAUAUCCUACCUCGAUCAUGUCACGACGACGCCCUGUGCCGGGAAGAGAACCAGCGCAACCGAAAAGACACGAUAGCAUGGGUGAUGUACAGGACCUGCAACAAGCAACAUGCGACAAAGCCCUNCCCCAACCACCAAAGACGAGACAGGCGGUGGAUCAUAUUGACGAGCUGGAGUCGCGUGUCGAAUCACUAGAAGUGCAGAAGACGAACAUGCAGAGAUUGUUCAAGGAACUAGAGAGAGUGGACUCGGCUAGCCCGAUUGAAGUGUCGGAAAGAAUGCGACGUGAGAACCGCAAGAAGAUGGACGAAGUCAAGAUCAGACAGGACGAAGUGCAGAGGGAACUGUUCGAGGUUGGAAGAUUGCUGAGCAGAGCCAGGGCAAAGGCCGAAGAGGCAGACGGAAGCACAGGAUUGUGGCUCCGCCGUGUUACAGACUGA